Messenger RNA from Tripterygium wilfordii, 1227 nucleotides. Its product is annotated as E3 ubiquitin-protein ligase RNF185-like. The transcript is spliced from 2 exons. The record is from RefSeq and is a predicted model, not a curated record. Gene Ontology annotation, biological process: ubiquitin-dependent protein catabolic process. NCBI's taxonomy places the organism in Eukaryota, Viridiplantae, Streptophyta, Magnoliopsida, Celastrales, Celastraceae. Bases 181 to 879 code for a protein of 232 amino acids. Gene Ontology annotation, molecular function: metal ion binding; ubiquitin-like protein conjugating enzyme binding; ubiquitin protein ligase activity. Gene Ontology annotation, cellular component: endoplasmic reticulum.
CGUUUGCUCCAAACACGGGAAAAGAACUUUGCGUUGACAUCAUACAAAAUACAACAGACACACCUCCCAAGGAAUCUAGCGUUUCUGGGCACCCUGCAUCUCCUGCUCGAUCGAUCCCGUCGGUGGGUCGGUUCGUCAAUACUUUCUCUCAAUAGGCAUUUAAGUCUCGCUGGUCUUGAAAUGACGAGUGGGUUUGAAGAAUCUACAAGCCGGCCACCCCAAAGUCCCUCAUUCUCUGGAAAUAAUGGUAAUGGCGAUGCCGGGAACUUUGAAUGCAACAUUUGCUUUGACUUAGCUCAAGACCCUAUUGUUACCCUUUGUGGUCAUCUCUUCUGUUGGCCUUGCCUUUACAAGUGGCUCCACUUUCAUUCACAAUCCCGGGAGUGCCCAGUUUGUAAGGCUCUAGUCGACGAGGAGAAAUUAGUUCCCUUAUAUGGCAGGGGGAAAACAUCAACUGACCCCAGAUCAAAAGCUGUUCCCAGUGAUAAUAUUCCUCAUCGCCCGGCUGGGCAGAGACCUGAAACAGCUCCUCCACCUGACACUAAUCAUUUUCCCCAACAUGGAUUUGGUUUCACGGGAGGGUUAGGCGGAUUUGCUCCAAUGGCUAGUGCUAGGUUUGGGAAUUUCACAUUCUCUGCUGCUUUUGGUGGUCUCAUCCCAUCUUUAUUUAACCUUCAGGCUCAUGGUUUUCCUGACACUGCCAUGUAUGGAUCAGCCGGUGGCUUUCCUUAUGGUUUUCCAAAUUCAUUUCAUGGUCAUGGCAUCCGUGGUGCUCGUGUAUAUGCUCAACAUCCAGGUCAAGGACAACAAGAUUAUUAUUUGAAGCGGCUGUUUUUGGUUAUUGGAUUUUGCGUCAUCCUUGCUCUUCUUUGGCAAUAGAGUAAAUCUGCUCUCAGGGUUUGAAGCUUCUAACAGCUGUUUAGGUUUCUCAAUCUCUUAUUUGUAAAUCUGUUAGGGUAAUUUGUUUUUAUAUGUUUUCAGAUUCAGGAAAGUGUUUACACCAUAUUUUUUUUUACGACUGUCUUAGUUUACUUGAUGAUGUUCAUCAGCUUGUAGAAUGAGAUUUUAAUGUUUCUGUAUCGGAUUGAAGCAUGUUUCCUUUAUUAGCUGACUCCUGCCACCAUUCUAAGGAUUUGGAGAGAACAAUGGGUGGGGUGAUUGAUUACUUAUGUACGAAUAAGGAUGAUGCAACUUUUAUUAAAGUGGUCUUGUUUCCUGAUUUGGCUA